AUGGUUGCACAGAAAAUUUGGGCGUUGAUGUUGGCCGGGCUGUUAAUCGCAUCUUCCGCCAAUGCUGGACCCAUCGCUGCUGGAAUUUGCUAUGCUGGAUGUGCUGCCGUGACGGUUGCAUGCUUCGCUGCCGCCGGGUUUACGUUUGGCACCGUCCCUGGAGCGGUGAUUGCUGCUACACCCGCGUUAGCAGCAUGCAAUGCAGCAUUUGGGAUUUGUGAAGCAAGCUGUGUCGCAGCAUUAAUUGUACCUACACCGUAA
Macrosiphum euphorbiae (potato aphid) is the source of this 261-nucleotide messenger RNA. Lineage: Eukaryota; Metazoa; Arthropoda; Insecta; Hemiptera; Aphididae. The record is from the annotation of a GenBank genome assembly.